GCGGCUGCGGAAGCUAGUCUCCGCCGUCGCCGGAGCCGCAACCUCCCUGCACCCGGCCCGUCCGGGCCUCUGCCGCGCGGAGCCCCUCCCCGUUCAGCUCACAGGCCUCGCGGGAGGCGGCCGCCUCAGCGCCCGGUGCUUUGCUCGGCGCCGGGAGCGAGGAGCAAGCCGCCGCAAAGCGACCAGGCCCGGAGCGGGGACAGAGGCGGCGACCAGUGGAAGGUGAAGCCGCCACUGCGGGAGGAGGAGCAGGAGGAGGUGACGCAGGAGAAACGCACCGCCCGGAGCCCGUCUGCGCUCAGAGAGAGCCCCAGCCCGAGGCGAGAAGGGGGAAGAGGGCCGCCGCCGGCUGAGGAGGAGGAGGAGGCGGCCGCGGCCACCGCUGCUGCAGGGCGGGCGCGGCGAGCAGCGAAUUCCGGCGUCGCUGUGCAGCCCCCUGGUCCCUACGCCUGCAGCCUCUCGACACACUUUGUCGCCCGUCACCCUUGGGCCUGGGAUGCACCCACGGUCGGCCUUGUCCCGGGACUGAGCCUUGCUGCCGCUUCUGUGUGUCCUGCUUCUGAAGAGAAGACGCCUGUGUCGUGCGGUUAUGCAAUGGUCUCUGCAAGAUGGUUUAUUCUUGAAUUGGAGCUUUUUAAGACUGACAAAUGCUGGUACUUCAUCUUCUAUAAGUGGACUAUAAUUUCUUUUUUCAAGACAACUACAUAAGCAGACAAAAUUGCAAAGAUCUGCCCUGUGUCGAGUAUGACAGCCACGACUCGUGGCUCUCCAGUGGGAGGGAAUGACAGCCAGGGCCAGGCUCCUGAUGGACAGUCUCAGCCCCCCCUCCAACAGAAUCAGACUUCAUCACCUGAUUCUUCCAAUGAAAAUUCCCCGGCAACUCCCCCAGAUGAACAAGGUCAAGUUGAUGCCCCACCACAGCUUGAAGAUGAGGAACCUGCAUUUCCACAUACUGACCUGGCAAAGUUGGAUGACAUGAUCAAUAGGCCUCGAUGGGUGGUUCCAGUUUUGCCGAAAGGGGAAUUAGAAGUGCUUUUAGAAGCUGCUAUUGAUCUUAGUAAAAAAGGCCUUGAUGUUAAAAGUGAAGCAUGUCAGCGAUUUUUUCGCGAUGGGCUAACAAUAUCUUUCACUAAAAUCCUUACAGACGAGGCAGUGAGUGGCUGGAAGUUUGAAAUUCAUAGGUGUAUUAUCAACAAUACUCAUCGCCUGGUGGAGCUAUGUGUGGCCAAGUUGUCCCAAGACUGGUUUCCACUUCUAGAACUUCUCUCCAUGGCCUUAAAUCCUCAUUGCAAAUUCCAUAUCUACAAUGGUACACGUCCAUGUGAAUCCGUUUCCUCAAAUGUUCAGUUGCCUGAAGAUGAACUCUUUGCUCGUUCUCCAGACCCUCGAUCACCAAAAGGUUGGCUCGUGGAUCUUCUCAACAAAUUCGGCACUUUAAAUGGGUUUCAGAUUUUGCAUGAUCGUUUUAUUAAUGGAUCAGCAUUAAAUGUUCAAAUAAUUGCAGCCCUUAUUAAACCAUUUGGACAAUGCUAUGAGUUUCUCACUCUUCAUACGGUGAAAAAGUACUUCCUUCCAGUAAUAGAAAUGGUUCCACAGUUUUUAGAAAACUUAACUGAUGAAGAACUGAAAAAAGAAGCAAAGAAUGAAGCCAAAAAUGAUGCUCUUUCAAUGAUUAUUAAAUCUUUGAAAAAUUUAGCUUCAAGGGUUCCAGGACAAGAAGAAACUGUUAAAAAUUUAGAAAUAUUUAGGUUAAAAAUGAUACUUAGAUUAUUGCAGAUUUCUUCUUUUAAUGGAAAGAUGAAUGCACUUAAUGAAGUUAAUAAGGUGAUAUCUAGUGUAUCAUACUACACUCAUCGGCAUGGUAACCCUGAGGAGGAAGAAUGGCUCACAGCUGAACGAAUGGCAGAGUGGAUACAGCAGAACAAUAUUUUAUCCAUAGUCUUGCGAGAUAGUCUUCAUCAACCACAGUAUGUAGAAAAGCUAGAGAAGAUUCUUCGUUUUGUCAUCAAAGAAAAGGCCCUGACCUUACAAGAUCUUGAUAAUAUCUGGGCAGCGCAGGCGGGGAAGCAUGAAGCCAUUGUGAAGAAUGUACAUGAUCUACUGGCAAAGUUGGCAUGGGAUUUUUCUCCUGAGCAACUUGAUCAUCUUUUUGAUUGCUUUAAGGCCAGUUGGACAAAUGCAAGUAAAAAGCAGCGAGAAAAGCUACUUGAGCUGAUACGUCGUCUUGCAGAAGAUGAUAAAGAUGGUGUGAUGGCACACAAAGUGUUGAACCUCCUGUGGAAUCUGGCCCAUAGUGAUGAUGUGCCUGUAGACAUCAUGGACCUGGCUCUCAGUGCCCACAUAAAAAUACUAGAUUAUAGCUGCUCCCAGGACCGUGACACACAGAAGAUCCAGUGGAUAGAUCGCUUUAUAGAAGAACUUCGUACAAAUGACAAAUGGGUAAUUCCUGCACUGAAACAAAUAAGAGAAAUUUGUAGUUUGUUUGGCGAAGCACCUCAAAAUUUGAGUUCUUCUCGUUUCAGUCAAACUCAGCGAAGUCCCCAUGUAUUCUAUCGCCAUGACUUAAUCAAUCAACUUCAGCACAAUCAUGCCCUAGUUACUUUGGUAGCAGAAAACCUUGCAACUUAUAUGGAAAGCAUGAGACUAUAUGCUAGAGACCAUGAAGACUAUGACCCACAAACUGUGAGGCUGGGAAGUAGAUAUAGUCAUGUUCAAGAAGUCCAAGAACGGCUUAACUUCCUUAGAUUUUUAUUGAAGGAUGGCCAAUUGUGGCUCUGCGCUCCUCAGGCAAAACAAAUAUGGAAAUGCUUAGCAGAGAACGCAGUUUACCUUUGUGAUCGUGAAGCCUGUUUUAAGUGGUAUUCCAAGUUGAUGGGUGAUGAACCAGACUUGGAUCCUGAUAUUAAUAAGGACUUCUUUGAAAGCAAUGUACUUCAGCUUGAUCCUUCUCUACUGACUGAAAAUGGAAUGAAAUGUUUUGAGCGAUUCUUCAAAGCUGUGAAUUGUCGAGAAGGAAAACUAGUAGCAAAAAGGAGAGCAUAUAUGAUGGAUGAUUUGGAAUUAAUAGGAUUAGACUACCUUUGGAGGGUGGUGAUUCAGAGUAAUGAUGAUAUUGCCAGCAGAGCUAUAGAUCUCCUUAAAGAGAUAUACACGAACCUUGGUCCAAGGCUACAGGUCAAUCAGGUGGUAAUCCAUGAAGACUUCAUUCAGUCUUGCUUUGAUCGCUUGAAAGCCUCCUAUGACACACUGUGUGUUUUGGAUGGUGACAAAGACAGUAUUAAUUGUGCAAGACAGGAAGCUGUUCGAAUGGUUCGAGUAUUAACUGUGUUACGGGAGUAUAUAAAUGAAUGUGACAGUGAUUAUCAUGAGGAAAGAACAAUUCUACCUAUGUCAAGAGCUUUCCGUGGUAAACACCUUUCUUUUAUAGUUCGAUUUCCAAACCAGGGCAGACAGGUUGAUGACUUGGACGUAUGGUCUCAUACAAAUGAUACAAUCGGUUCAGUACGACGAUGUAUUCUCAAUCGUAUCAAAGCCAAUGUAGCUCAUACAAAAAUUGAGCUCUUUGUAGGUGGUGAACUGAUAGAUCCUGCAGAUGAUAGAAAGUUGAUUGGACAGUUAAACUUAAAGGAUAAAUCGCUAAUUACAGCCAAACUUACACAAAUAAGUUCCAAUAUGCCUUCAAGCCCUGAUAGUUCUUCUGAUUCCUCAACUGGAUCUCCUGGAAACCAUGGUAAUCAUUACAGUGAUGGUCCCAAUCCAGAAGUGGAAAGCUGUUUGCCCGGGGUGAUAAUGUCACUGCAUCCCAGAUACAUCUCUUUCCUUUGGCAAGUUGCAGACUUGGGUAGCAGCCUAAAUAUGCCACCUCUUAGAGAUGGAGCAAGAGUACUUAUGAAACUUAUGCCACCAGAUAGCACAACAAUAGAAAAAUUAAGAGCUAUUUGUUUAGACCACGCCAAACUUGGAGAAAGCAGCCUUAGUCCAUCUCUUGACUCGCUUUUCUUUGGUCCUUCAGCCUCGCAAGUGCUGUACCUAACAGAGGUAGUCUAUGCCUUGUUAAUGCCUGCUGGUGCACCUCUGGCUGAUGAUUCCUCUGAUUUUCAAUUUCACUUCUUGAAAAGUGGUGGCCUACCCCUUGUCCUGAGUAUGCUAACCAGAAAUAACUUCCUACCAAAUGCAGAUAUGGAAACUCGAAGGGGUGCCUACCUCAAUGCUCUUAAAAUAGCCAAGCUGUUGCUAACUGCCAUUGGCUAUGGCCACGUACGAGCUGUGGCGGAAGCUUGUCAGCCAGGUGUGGAAGGCGUGAAUCCCAUGGCGUCGGUCAACCAAGUUACUCAUGAUCAAGCAGUGGUGCUACAAAGUGCCCUUCAGAGCAUUCCUAAUCCGUCAUCUGAAUGCAUGCUUAGAAAUGUGUCAAUUCGUCUUGCUCAGCAAAUAUCUGAUGAGGCUUCAAGAUAUAUGCCUGAUAUUUGUGUAAUUAGAGCUAUACAAAAAAUUAUCUGGGCAUCAGGAUGUGGGGCAUUACAGCUAGUAUUUAGCCCAAAUGAAGAAAUCACUAAAAUUUAUGAGAAGACCAAUGCAGGCAGUGAGCCAGAUUUGGAAGAUGAACAGGUUUGCUGUGAAGCAUUGGAGGUGAUGACGUUAUGUUUUGCCUUGAUUCCGACAGCCUUAGAUACUCUUAGUAAAGAAAAGGCUUGGCAGACAUUCAUUAUUGAUUUACUGUUGCACUGUCACAGCAAAACUGUUCGCCAGGUGGCACAGGAGCAGUUCUUUUUAAUGUGCACCAGAUGUUGCAUGGGACACAGGCCUUUACUCUUCUUCAUUACUCUGCUCUUCACCGUUUUGGGGAGCACAGCCAGAGAGAGAGCUAAACAUUCAGGCGACUACUUUAUUCUUUUAAGGCACCUUCUUAAUUAUGCUUACAAUAGUAAUAUUAAUAUACCCAAUGCUGAAGUUCUUCUCAAUAAUGAAAUUGAUUGGCUUAAAAGAAUUAGGGAUGAUGUUAAAAGAACAGGUGAAACGGGUGUUGAAGAGACAAUCUUGGAAGGCCACCUUGGAGUAACAAAAGAGUUACUGGCCUUUCAAACCCCUGAGAAAAAAUAUCAUAUUGGUUGUGAAAAAGGAGGUGCUAAUCUCAUUAAGGAAUUAAUUGAUGAUUUCAUCUUCCCUGCAUCCAAUGUUUACCUACGGUAUAUGAGAAAUGGAGAACUGCCAGCUGAACAGGCUAUUCCAGUCUGUAGUUCACCAGCUACCAUUAAUGCAGGCUUUGAGUUACUUGUAGCAUUAGCUGUUGGCUGUGUGAGGAACCUCAAACAGAUAGUAGAUUCUUUGACUGAAAUGUAUUACAUUGGCACAGCAAUAACUACUUGUGAAGCACUUACUGAGUGGGAAUAUCUGCCACCUGUUGGACCCCGCCCACCAAAAGGAUUUGUGGGGCUGAAAAACGCUGGGGCUACUUGUUAUAUGAAUUCUGUGAUUCAGCAACUCUACAUGAUUCCGUCCAUUAGGAAUGGUAUUCUCGCAAUUGAAGGCACAGGUAGCGAUGUAGAUGAUGAUAUGUCUGGGGAUGAGAAGCAGGACAACGAGAGCAAUGUUGAUCCCAGAGAUGAUGUAUUUGGAUACCCUCAACAGUUUGAAGAGAAACCAGCAUUAAGUAAAACAGAAGAUAGGAAAGAGUACAAUAUUGGUGUUCUAAGACACCUUCAAGUCAUCUUUGGUCAUUUAGCUGCUUCUCGACUACAGUACUAUGUGCCCAGAGGAUUUUGGAAACAGUUCAGGCUUUGGGGUGAGCCUGUUAAUCUUCGUGAACAACAUGAUGCUUUAGAAUUUUUUAAUUCAUUGGUGGAUAGUUUAGAUGAAGCUUUGAAAGCCUUAGGACACCCAGCUAUGCUAAGUAAAGUUUUAGGAGGUUCCUUUGCUGAUCAGAAGAUUUGCCAAGGCUGCCCACAUAGAUACGAGUGUGAAGAAUCUUUUACGACUUUGAAUGUAGACAUUAGAAAUCACCAAAAUCUUCUUGAUUCUUUGGAACAAUAUGUCAAAGGAGAUUUAUUAGAAGGUGCAAAUGCUUAUCAUUGUGAAAAAUGCAAUAAAAAGGUUGAUACUGUAAAGCGCUUGCUUAUUAAAAAAUUACCUCCUGUUCUCGCUAUCCAACUAAAACGAUUCGACUAUGACUGGGAAAGAGAAUGUGCAAUCAAGUUUAAUGAUUAUUUUGAAUUUCCUCGCGAACUGGACAUGGAACCUUACACAGUUGCCGGUGUUGCAAAGCUGGAAGGAGAUAACGUAAACCCAGAGAGUCAGUUGAUACAACAGAAUGAGCAGUCUGACAGUGAGCCAGCAGGAAGCACGAAAUACAGACUUGUGGGGGUGCUUGUACACAGUGGUCAGGCGAGCGGGGGACAUUACUACUCUUACAUCAUUCAAAGGAACGGAGGAGAUGGCGAGAGAAAUCGCUGGUAUAAAUUUGAUGAUGGAGAUGUAACUGAAUGUAAAAUGGAUGACGAUGAAGAAAUGAAAAACCAGUGUUUUGGUGGAGAGUACAUGGGAGAAGUAUUUGAUCACAUGAUGAAGCGCAUGUCAUACAGGCGCCAGAAAAGGUGGUGGAAUGCUUAUAUACUUUUUUAUGAACGAUUGGACACAAUAGACCAAGGUGAUGAGUUGAUAAGGUAUAUAUCAGAGCUUGCUAUCACCACAAGACCGCAUCAGAUUAUUAUGCCAUCAGCCAUUGAGAGAAGUGUGCGGAAACAGAAUGUGCAGUUCAUGCAUAACCGAAUGCAGUACAGUAUGGAAUAUUUUCAGUUUAUGAAAAAACUGCUUACAUGUAAUGGUGUUUACUUAAAUCCUCCUCCAGGGCAAGAUCACCUGUUGCCUGAAGCAGAAGAAAUCACUAUGAUUAGUAUUCAGCUUGCUGCUAGGUUCCUCUUUACCACAGGAUUUCACACCAAGAAAGUAGUCCGUGGCUCUGCCAGUGAUUGGUAUGAUGCAUUAUGUAUUCUCCUUCGUCACAGCAAGAAUGUACGUUUUUGGUUUGCUCACAAUGUCCUUUUUAAUGUUUCAAAUCGCUUCUCUGAAUACCUUCUGGAGUGCCCUAGUGCAGAAGUGAGAGGUGCAUUUGCAAAACUUAUAGUUUUUAUUGCACAUUUUUCCUUGCAAGAUGGGCCAUGUCCUUCACCUUUUGCAUCUCCAGGACCUUCUAGUCAGGCUUAUGACAACUUAAGCCUGAGUGAUCACUUACUAAGAGCAGUACUAAAUCUACUGAGAAGAGAAGUUUCAGAGCAUGGGCGUCAUUUACAGCAAUAUUUCAACCUGUUUGUAAUGUAUGCCAAUUUAGGUGUGGCGGAGAAGACACAGCUUCUGAAAUUGAGUGUACCUGCUACCUUUAUGCUUGUGUCUUUAGAUGAAGGUCCAGGUCCUCCAAUCAAGUAUCAGUAUGCUGAAUUAGGCAAAUUAUACUCAGUAGUGUCACAGCUAAUCCGAUGCUGCAAUGUCUCAUCAAGAAUGCAGUCUUCAAUCAACGGUAAUCCUCCUCUUCCCAAUCCUUUUGGUGAUCCUAAUUUAUCACAACCUAUAAUGCCAAUUCAGCAGAAUGUGGCAGACAUUUUAUUUGUGAGGACAAGUUAUGUGAAGAAAAUCAUUGAGGACUGCAGUAACUCAGAGGAAACCGUCAAAUUGCUUCGUUUUUGCUGCUGGGAGAAUCCUCAGUUCUCAUCUACUGUCCUCAGUGAACUUCUCUGGCAGGUUGCAUAUUCCUAUACUUAUGAACUCCGGCCCUAUUUGGAUCUGCUUUUGCAAAUCUUACUGAUUGAGGACUCCUGGCAGACUCACAGAAUUCAUAAUGCACUUAAAGGAAUCCCAGAUGACCGAGAUGGGCUCUUUGACACAAUCCAGCGCUCUAAGAAUCACUAUCAAAAAAGAGCAUACCAGUGUAUAAAAUGUAUGGUAGCUCUCUUUAGCAACUGUCCUGUUGCUUACCAGAUUCUGCAGGGCAAUGGAGAUCUUAAAAGAAAGUGGACCUGGGCAGUGGAAUGGCUUGGAGAUGAACUUGAAAGACGACCAUACACUGGCAAUCCUCAAUACACUUACAACAAUUGGUCUCCUCCGGUGCAAAGCAAUGAAACAUCAAAUGGUUAUUUCUUGGAGAGAUCACAUAGUGCUAGGAUGACACUUGCAAAAGCUUGUGAACUCUGUCCAGAGGAGGAGCCAGAUGACCAAGAUGCCCCAGAUGAGCAUGAGUCGCCUCCACCUGAAGAUGCCCCAUUAUACCCCCAUUCACCUGGAUCUCAGUAUCAGCAGAAUAACCAUGUGCAUGGACAGCCGUAUACAGGCCCAGCAGCACAUCACAUGAACAACCCUCAGAGAACUGGCCAACGAGCACAAGAAAAUUAUGAAGGCAGUGAAGAAGUAUCCCCACCUCAGACGAAGGAUCAGUGAAAUGCACAUGAUUAACUGGUUCCAUCAAGACUGUGCACCCAGGCCUUACAGUCCAACCUUUUUCUGUGUCUGGCUAAUAUUUAAAACUAGAAAAACUAUUCCUAAUCAACAUGGAGUGGAAAGUUUAUUCACUGUCUUACCUGCAGAAAUUUGCUGUCAAUAUAUAACCCGCCUGCAGUGGAAAGUGUAUAGUGUUUUGUAAUAAAUGGCCUGAUGCUAAUGUGUAAAUGGCAAAGGUGUAUAUAGUAUAUUAAUGUUUGACUGUUAAUUCUUAAGCAAGAAACUUUUUUCUUGAUGAGACUCACAGAUCUACAAAACCUACAAAAGUUAUUUCCUUGUUAUACCCAUUGCACUCUGCAACCAGUGUUGCCUGCCUUAACGGCAGUUGGAUCAACUCCUUUACAAAAACAAAAUAAACCAACAGCAACAAACCAGAGCCCAUCCAUUUCAACCACACCAAUAGUUUCAUGUUAAUUCUUUGCCACUGGAGUCAGUUUUAUUAUGAGCAGUGAAAGGCUGGUAACCUUUAAAUUACUUGGUUGAUGUGGAAAAUUUGGUGAUGUAACAUUGUUUCUAGAUCUUUUUCAUUGCCUUUUUAUUCUGAGGUUAGGUUAAUCACUUUGAAGCUAUAGUUACGCUGUAACAUGUAGCAUGGCUUCACACCAGGUUAGUGUAGCCAAUGAGGAAAAAAUUACCAUAAUGACAGCAGUUGUCCCAGUGUGACAGCUGUAUUGCUCAGAGCUUUUCCGUCUUACACCUAGAAUAUAAAAUAUAGAACAAGGAGAGAAAUGUGAUAAACAGGUGGUUUUCAGUUACACAUAUGUUGCUUACAUCUAAUGUUUGACAGUUCAACCUCUGGGUGGGAUAAGGAAACUUAAGUAUCAGUAAUGGGAAUUUUAAAAGAUUUAAAACAAAUAUGCAAAAAUUUGCUAUGCCAGGAUGCUUGGAGCAUAAUAGAAGACUGUAUUUGGUGUGCUUGUUCUGUUUCUUUGGUAGAGCUUAUUAGGAGAACCUUUUAAAACUUUCCUUCUGCUGGAUCCCAGUGAAGUGGAAGUCAGAAUCCUACAAUAUUUGGAGUACCACUGCACCAAGAUGUCUGGCUGAGCUUCUGCUCAGUCACAGUUUUACUUGAAAGCAAGAAUUGUCCUAGCUCCUUUUCCAUUAUUCCAAAAAUUUUAACAUUUGAAGCAGGGUGUAAUUAAAAAGGAAACUGGUUAGUUAAUAUAAUUGAGGUAUAAUUUCAGAAUAAGCAUUUAAUUAAAGAUAAGGAACUCAUCAGUUAAUAGAGCAUUGGUAACUUGAAUGUGUGUAAUUUUUUGGAACCUGUCUAAAAACCAAAUACCCCUGCAAACAGAUACAGUCCACCCUAUUCUAUUUAAAUAUUUUGCUGUUUUAUUUUAUAGAAAUUAUUUUGCUGAAUUCACAAAUAGAAUUUGAUUUAAGAAUAACUUUUUGUCCUGUGGUGUGUUUUGGUUUUUUGGUUAAUUUUUUGUCUUUUUUUUGUUUGUUUUUUAAGGACUGCAUAUUAAAAAUAAUUCUGUGCAUAGCAUGCCUAGGCAUGACACUGAAUUCAGGAGUUCAGUCACAUUGAAUUUUUGUGCACAGAAAGAUUUGACCUUUGGCCCUUUACUGAAAGACUUAGAGAAAAACAGGAUUGUUGACACUGUAAAAGUUUCCUAACAUAAUCAAUCUUGUACUUUUUGUAUGUUUUUUAUAUACAUGUAUAUUUAAUGAGCACAAGCUUGGUUGUAUUUUUUACAAUUCAGUUAAUAGGCAAAUGUUUUGUCAAAAAGGCUAUAGUUGGAAUUGAACAAAGCAGAAACAAAAUUGAGAAUUGUGUUAUUUUGUGAUUAAAAGGGGCAGGUAUUUAAGAUAAAGCUUUGGAUAUCUUAUUUGCAGUACUCUGUAGUCAAUCUGUGCUUCUAGGUUUUCUGUAAUAUUAGGAAAUUUUGACACCGGAUAGAUCCUGUUUUUACCUUAAGUAUAUUACAUCUGAGUUUGUUAAGUGUGAGCCAGAGUCAUACACACUGUGUGCAGUUCCAGUUGGUAAUUUUAAUUUAGAAGUUCCUCAAUUCCAAGCCUCCUUAACAAUGAGCAGAAUAGGCUAAAUUUAUUUGGACAAGUUGCUAUCAUUAAAUAUUACCAUCUAACCAUCUGAGAUGAUUUUUGUGUUUCCUGGUCCUUAACAAAAGUAUGUAAUAUACUUAAUUUUAAAAUGAAUGGCUUCCUAGACAUGAAAAACCUGACAUUUUAAAAGGCUGUGAAUUUUUCUCCUUGGAGGGAGAUCCCACUUUCCGUUGCUUUGAAUUUACAAGUCCCCUAGUGCCAGGUGAGGGCUUGUGAAUCCUUUCCCCCUCCAUUUGAGGAAGAAUGGUCUGUGUUGUGACCAGGAUCUAGGAGAGGUGAAUGGAGAGUGUUAUUUUUGUUUGUUUGUGCAAAUUAUUUUCUAUAUUUAACUCUUAAGCAAGCAUUAAUGUAUAACUGAAAAUUUUAAGAUGCAUGUUAUUGUAAGAGCAACAUAGUGGUGGAUUUUGAGGUCUUUUUCUGAACAUAAAUGGCACAUUUUAAACUUCCAAGUCUUCAAAGUGCCUAAAGAUUAUUUAAUUCUCCCUCAGCUGAUUUCUUGAGCCAUAUAUAUAUUUCCUACUUUACAUGUUUGUUGCGGAAUCACUAGUCUUCCUUUCAAAGAAGUACCCCCGGAAUUCUAAAUGGCAUGAUUACUUUAUAGAAGACAGUAGAAUCUGUUAAAAAGACUGAAGAUAUUUUCAUUGUUAAUCUGUGUGAACAAGGGCUUUGCCCUAUUGGAUCUAAGUAUUUCAGUGCACAACUUGGUAAGAACCAUAUUGCUGCUGUUUCUAAGCCCUCCACCAACCAAAUUUUCAUGUUCAGCAUUGUAGAGGCAGAAAUAAGAACAUAAUCAUAUUUGGGGUUUUUGUCUUGGUUCAUUUUUCUCUCAAUGAUAAUUUCCCAACCUUGUCUCUUUUAGCUGUUAUAUGUACAAAUUUAGAAUUAAAAUGUUUUAUAUUUUUUUCAUGAUUAACUUUUAUUAGUGAAUGAUAACAACUUAAGUAUUUAAUCCUAGUAGUGGGUUAAAAAGAUGAGGAGCCUUUUUUAUUUGAAUUACAUUUGUAAAUGAAAGCAAGUCUGUGAAUACUCAGAUGACUACUCCAAAAUAGUUCCUUUCCGUUUUUUCUUAGUAUUUUUCCAGCUUAUGUUUUCCCGUGAACUCUUACUUUGCUGAAUUUUGUGGUUACUUUGGUGGAUAUAUCCUGCCUUAUUUAGAAUUAUAACUGGAUUUUUUUUUUUAAUUGCCUUUUCAUAAGUGCCCAAUUUUGGUCUCUAGUUUGAAGGUACUACAUACUGCCGAGAAAGUAAAACACCCCUCCCCUCCCCCCAGUUCUUGUGUUACUGAGAAAAACCAUUCAGUACUGGUUUCCUAGCAGGGCUCAACCAAAAUUGGUCCUGCGCCUAUGUGAGUGUUUAGUGUUUGAAAAUAAGGUUUUGGGUGUGGUAAAUCACUACAGAAGUGCUAAAUGUAUUAAGAACUUGCUGCCGAUUGUAUUUACGAUUAUUUUAGAUUAUUUUACAUUUGCAGAAAUGUAGCCCUUUUCCUCCGAAUUUAUAGGUGUAAGAAAAAAAGGGGGAAAGGUGCACCAUGUUUUAAACUUGCAAAUGAGUGAAAAUUUUUUUUCAUUUUGAAAUCCAGAUUCCCAAGAGGAAAUUUCACCACCCAGAUCACAUACUUCUCAGCCUUUUACAAGCCAACAGACUGACUGAAGAUUGUCCACAGUUCCUAAGAUUUAGCACAUAUACAAAAAUAAAACUUUAUAAAUUAAAUUUCGGUUUCCCCUUUUAUUUAUUAAAAUAAGAUUUCUAAACGGAAAGUAGAGGUGUAAUCGAUUUAAAGGGAACUUUAAAGGGGAAAUGUUUACAAGUAGAGGAAUUCAGCCCUUAUUUUCUAUAUUCACAUCUAAGCCUUUCAGAAAUGGGAUUGUGAUCUAAUUGCUGGCUUAACUGUUCAUUCUAAGACCAAGAUUUGUCAAACACUUUGGUGUUUCAAAGUUCAUUAAAAUCAGAAAUAAAGCAGGUCACGUAUUUGA
This is a messenger RNA of Globicephala melas (long-finned pilot whale), 12524 nucleotides long. It is a transcript of the gene USP9X, whose product is annotated as ubiquitin specific peptidase 9 X-linked. The record is from RefSeq and is a predicted model, not a curated record. Lineage: Eukaryota; Metazoa; Chordata; Mammalia; Artiodactyla; Delphinidae. Gene Ontology annotation, cellular component: nucleus; cytosol. Gene Ontology annotation, biological process: protein deubiquitination; cell migration. Gene Ontology annotation, molecular function: cysteine-type deubiquitinase activity.